This is a messenger RNA of Sus scrofa (pig), 639 nucleotides long. RefSeq names its product keratin-associated protein 2-2. Gene Ontology annotation, cellular component: keratin filament. NCBI's taxonomy places the organism in Eukaryota, Metazoa, Chordata, Mammalia, Artiodactyla, Suidae. The record is from RefSeq and is a predicted model, not a curated record.
AACCCUCCGCUCCUCUCACCAGCUCCACCCACCUCAGCCCCAGGCACCACCAUGACCGGCUCCUGCUGCGCCCAGCCCUGCUGCCAGCGCGACCCCUGCUGCUGCCGCCCCGUGUCCUGCCAGACCACCGUGUGCCGCCCCGUGACCUGCGCGCCCCGCUACACGCGCUCCAUCUGCGAGCCCUGCCGCCGCCCUGUCUGCUGCGACCCGUGCAGCCUGCAGGAGGGCUGCUGCCGCCCCAUCACCUGCUGCCCCUCGUCCUGCCAGGCCGUGGUCUGCCGCCCGUGCUGCUGGGCCACCCCGUGCUGCCGGCCGGUGUCUGUGCAGUCCCCGUGCUGCCGCCCGCCCUGCUGCCAGCCCGCCCCCUGCCGCACUGUCUGCAGGACCUUCCCCUCUUGCUGCUGAGCAGCCCUGCAAGAUAGCUUCCCAGGUAUUAAGACACACGAGCAAAUCCUUCCCACACCCCCGCCCCAUGCAUGGGCUAAGUGACACCGCUUUUGCAACCUACCUGCCUUCAAACAACCAACAGCAACUAUCCACUUUCCCACAUAAUUAUGCAGCGAAUCCUGGCCCUCUUUGACCGUCUUUAGACAAAUUCCAGCUUUCAGCAUUUGAAUUCCUGGCUUGAAAAAAAAAAAA